This is a messenger RNA of Perkinsus marinus ATCC 50983, 588 nucleotides long. RefSeq names its product liver stage antigen-1, putative. Lineage: Eukaryota; Perkinsozoa; Perkinsida; Perkinsidae. The record is from RefSeq and is a predicted model, not a curated record. The coding region runs from base 1 to 588 and encodes 195 amino acids. The transcript has 6 exons.
AUGGAUAUGUGUGGACAACUAGAGGUUGAGAAUUCAAGAUUGAGUGUAGAUGUUCAGGUUAAGGAGAGUCAGUUAAAAGAUUUACAACGGCAAACUGAAGAGGAAAAUGAGGAGUUAGAACGAACUAAUAAAGAGAGAAGGGAGGUUAAUCUAGAGCAGAUAUCAUUAAGGCGUGAUAGAGCACAUCUCGAGGCUGAGAUUAAACAUCUACAAACUUUAUUGGAUGAUGGUACAGCAUCAGUAACACUACUUAGUCAACAACAAAUGCAAUUAGAACAUCAAGUUGAAGCCAUACAAGCACAGACUAGACAAUUAGAUGAACAAAGAAGAGAGGCUUCUGAGGAACAUAAAGCUGAAGUAUCACGUUUAAGGCAAGAACAACUUCAGACAUCUGCUGUUAUAUCCGAUUAUUCUCAAUUGAAGAGAGAUGAGAUUGAGACUGCCAAACAGAAUGCUAAUAAGAAGAAUUUGAAUAAUCAACUGUAUGUACUCAAUACCAAACCUGAUACAGAUAAGUAUACGAGUACUGGUAUUGAACGUGAUGUACCACCUACUAGUGGCGAGAUGAGGGAGGACAUCAUCAUUUAA